AUGGAAGCCGAAGCGGAGGGGAGUGCGGGACCGGCGCCCAAUUUGGCCCAAAUGGCCGCUUCUAAAUUGUCCCAGGUCGGAGAGCGAACCAAACAGCUGGGCAGCGCCAUGCGAGAGCCGGCUCGGGAGAACCGGAUCAUUCUGGUCAUCGUGUGCGUGGUGUUGCUUCUGGACAACAUGCUUUACAUGGUCAUCGUGCCCAUCAUCCCGGACUACCUGGAGGGGUUGCAGAAGGCCAGCGACGCCGGUGGCAACGGCAGCUCAAGUGAAGGUAACUUUGACGUGCAGAUCGGCGUGCUGUUCGCUUCCAAGGCCAUCGUGCAGUUGCUGGUCAACCCCUUGAGCGGCACCUUCAUCGACCGGGUGGGCUACGACAUCCCGCUGGUGAUCGGGCUGAGCGUCAUGUUCCUGUCCACGGUGACCUUCGCCCUAGCCGAUAAUUACGUCUCGCUGUUUGUGGCGCGCGGCAUGCAGGGCGUGGGCUCGGCCUUCGCCGACACUUCGGGCAUCGCGCUGAUCGCCGACCGCUACUCCGAAGAGGCGGAGCGCAGCAAGGCGUUGGGUAUCGCGCUGGCCUUCAUCUCCUUCGGCAGCCUGGUGGCGCCCCCCUUCGGCGGCGUGCUCUACCAGUUCGCCGGCAAGCGGGUGCCCUUCCUCAUCCUGGCCGGCGUCUGCCUGGCCGACGGGGCGGCGUGCCUGCUGGUCCUCAAGCCCUUCUCCCGGCGGGAGCGCGCCAACAUGCCGGUGGGCACCCCCAUCCACCGGCUGAUGAUGGACCCCUACAUCGCCGUGGUGGCCGGGGCGCUGACCAUCUGCAACAUCCCGCUGGCCUUCCUGGAGCCCACCAUCGCCAAGUGGAUGGAGGACACCAUGCACUCCAGCCAGUGGGAGAUGGGCAUGACCUGGUUCCCCGCUUUCUUCCCGCACGUGCUCGGGGUGUUCCUGACGGUCAAGCUAGCCGCCAAGUACCCCCACUUGCAGUGGUUCUACGGCGCCGUGGGCAUGGUCUUCAUCGGGGCCAGCUCCUGCACCGUGCCGGCCUGCAAGAACUUCGGACAGCUAAUGAUCCCGCUGUGCGGCAUCUGCUUCGGAAUCGCCUUCGUGGACACGGCGCUGCUGCCCACGCUGGGCUUCCUGGUGGACGUGCGCCACGUCUCCGUCUACGGCAGCGUCUACGCCAUCGCCGACAUCUCCUACUGCGUGGCUUACGCCACCGGCCCGGUGGUGGCCGGCAAGAUCGUGCACGAUCUGGGUUUCGCGCAGCUCAACCUGGGUAUGGGCCUGGCCAACAUGCUCUACGCGCCCGCUCUGCUGCUGCUCAAGAACGUGUCUAGGAUGAAGCCCUCACGCUCCGAGAGGAACGUGCUGCUGGAGGACGGCCCCGGCGGACUCUACGACGCCAUCAAGAUGGAGCAGAAGGAGAAGAAGAGGAAAGAGCUGUGCACCACCCUGGACGGCGACGGAGUCCAGACCUUCGCGCGACGCUCCUUCGACGAGGACGCCGACGAGGAGGAGUCCUCCGGCGGCGAGUACGCCUGA
Molecule: messenger RNA, 1539 nt
Organism: Nerophis lumbriciformis (worm pipefish)
Lineage: Eukaryota; Metazoa; Chordata; Actinopteri; Syngnathiformes; Syngnathidae
Source: RefSeq, a predicted model, not a curated record